Molecule: messenger RNA, 606 nt
Organism: Trichomonas vaginalis G3
Lineage: Eukaryota; Parabasalia; Trichomonadida; Trichomonadidae
Product: serine O-acetyltransferase protein
Exons: 1
Coding region: 1-606 (201 amino acids)
Molecular function (GO): galactoside O-acetyltransferase activity
Source: RefSeq, a predicted model, not a curated record
AUGAUAACAGGAAUUAGCAAACUGUUUAGCACUGUCAAGAGAGGAACACAGAAGCCAUUAAUGCUUGCUGGUAAGUUCUAUAAGGACAGUGAUCCAGAAAUUGCUGCGGAACGUGAUAUUGCUAAAAUGAUUUGGUAUGAAUAUAAUAAUACUCAAGCACAUGAAACAGAAAAACGUAAAAGUUUGUUGAAAAUGCUCUUUAAAGAUGAUGUUGAUGUAACAAUUAAUCCACCUUUCCGUUGUGAUUAUGGAAUUAAUAUUAAAUUAGGCAAAGGAUGUUAUUUCAACUAUGGAUGCACAAUUCUUGAUGUUAACAAAGUCGAAUUCGGUGAUGGAGUUUUAGUUGCUCCAAAUGUUUCAAUUUAUAGUGCAACUCACCCACUCGAUCCAAAGCUAAGAAAGGAAGGAAAAGAAUAUGGUCUUCCUAUUAAGAUCGGAAACAAUGUUUGGAUUGGCGGUAGUGCUGUUAUUGGCCCAGGUGUCACAAUUGGCGACAAUUCAGUUAUUGGUGCAGGCGCUGUUGUUGUAAAAGACAUCCCAGCAAACUCUGUCGCAGUUGGAAAUCCAGCCCGUGUUAUCAAGAAAAUAGAUGUUUCAAAUGAAUAA